UGUGUUACUGCCAAGAAAUUUCUGGUACUGGGCAUAUUAUAGUUGGCCUCCUCAACUAAUAUAUAGCCCAACUCUUGUCUCCCAAUUCCACCACGAGCACUCUCAUUUCUCUCUUCAUAACCAAUCCUCCUUUUUCUUCUAUAUUAUCUGCUUCUGCUCGUUUCAUCAAAAUUCUAGCCUACAUAUUCAAGAAAGCCACCAAGAGCUAGCUCCCCAAAACAAUGGCUGCUUGUAUUGCUAAUUCAAGAAGUGAAACUUCCAGUACUGAUCCAUUUACUUUAGACUCCAGCAAGUGCCAAAUUAGUACUCGUUGCAGGACCCAACUUUGCAGACUCAAUUUGUCAAAUCUGGUUUCUGGUAAAACCAGCAACUGGGGUGGGAAGAAAGUCUCAAAUUCAUCAAAAACCACUCUGCAUGAUGAGGAUGAAGAUGGGUUGUGGUUGAAAAUUCAAGAGGAAGCUUUACAUGAUUUAGAACAAGAGCCUAUCUUGUUCAAGUACUACUACUCAUCAAUAUUGUCGCAUGUUUCACUAGAGAGUGCAUUAGCGAGUCACCUAGCCAUGAAGUUAAGCAAUGCACAUAUUGCUAGUGAUGCACUGAUGGAAGUUUUCUUAAGCGUUUUUCAUGAAGAUCAUGAGGUCAGGAGAGCCAUCAGAGAUGAUCUCAAGGCUGUAAGAGAACGAGACCCAGCUUGCAUCAGUUAUGUUCAUUGCUUGUUGAAUUUCAAAGGUUUCCUUGCAUGCCAAGCUCAUAGGGUGGCACAUAAAUUGUGGUCACAAGGUAGGGCUGUCAUGGCACUUCUAAUUCAGAGUAGAAUAUCCGAGGUUUUUGCAGUAGACAUCCAUCCUGGAGUGAAAAUCGGACGGGGAAUAUUACUUGAUCAUGCCACCGGAAUUGUGAUUGGAGAGACGGCAGUCAUAGGUGACAACGUUACAAUUCUACAUAAUGUGACACUAGGUGGUACAGGAAAAGUUUAUGGGGAUAGGCAUCCUAAGAUAGGUGAUGGGGUUUUAAUAGGUGCAGGAACUAAGGUUUUGGGUAGUAUAAGAAUUGGAGAAGGGGCUAAAAUUGGUGCAGGGUCAGUGGUUCUAAAGGAGGUGCCUCCUAAGACUACAGUUGUUGGAAACCCAGCUAGAUUGGUUGAAGGGAAAGAGAAACUUGUCAUAUGAGACAAUUGUUGGAGGAUCAUCAGUUGAUCUCCAACAAUAAGAUGUUAAGAUUCCUCAUAUUUUGGGAGGAUCUGAGUUUUUGAUAGAUUAUUAUUGAGAGCCCUUUAACUUUCUUUGUAAUGUAAAAUAUCUUCGUGCACUCUGUUUUAACAUGUGGUGGUUUGUAUUU
Quercus robur (English oak) is the source of this 1338-nucleotide messenger RNA. Its product is annotated as serine acetyltransferase 1, chloroplastic-like. Bases 222 to 1169 code for a protein of 315 amino acids. NCBI's taxonomy places the organism in Eukaryota, Viridiplantae, Streptophyta, Magnoliopsida, Fagales, Fagaceae. Gene Ontology annotation, cellular component: cytoplasm; cytosol. Gene Ontology annotation, molecular function: L-serine O-acetyltransferase activity. The record is from RefSeq and is a predicted model, not a curated record. The transcript has a single exon.